Messenger RNA from Callorhinchus milii (elephant shark), 2221 nucleotides. RefSeq lists its product as uncharacterized. The transcript is spliced from 3 exons. Bases 89 to 2047 code for a protein of 652 amino acids. The record is from RefSeq and is a predicted model, not a curated record. Lineage: Eukaryota; Metazoa; Chordata; Chondrichthyes; Chimaeriformes; Callorhinchidae.
CUCUUACCCCACAGUAGUGGUGGUUGUUGUUGUUGUUUUAGACAGGGUGGGCUGUUUUUACCCACUUCCUUCCGCGGUUGGGCUGUUUAUGAGCUCACAGACAGCGUCCCAGUGUCAGAGAACCUCGCCGGAGCAUCACAGUGCGAGGGAACCGGGGCAGAAUGGCUUCCGCUCGGCCUGCGAGGAAGAGCCCGGGGUCCGUGGACUGGCGGACGGUCCGUACCUCCGCUUCGAAGCCCCGGCGGAGAAUCGAAUCGAAUCGAAUCAUAUAAAUUCCACCCUCAUGGAACGUCCACACGAUCUGGUGUUAAUCGCAGCGGUCUUUAUGACCUGCCUCGUCAUCAUGAAAGCAAUGCCCUAUGUCAAUCGCAGAAGGAGACAAAGGCAGAAGGGUGUGACAGAGCUCGCCUGUUGUUGCCUUCGCCAGGAGAAAGGUUUCCAGCCCUCCCCAAGGCCCAAGUCUUUGCCCCAAGUGACAGUUGGAUCCUGUGGCCCGUUCCUAACCCUCCGUGAAUCCGGCCGAUCCAUUCGGGAUCGUAUUCUGGGUUGUUUCCUGGGAGCAAGUGGACACCCAGAGAGCGAGUGCUCAGCCAGAGAAGAAACUGGAACUCCGACAAAUACGGACCUGGAGCUGAUUGUUGGCUUAUCCCCAAAGCCCAUCGUUCAGGCUGUCAGUGAGGUGAUAAAAGAUAGUCCACGUUCCCCAAAUUCCACCCAGCACCACGGCCCAGACUCGCACCCUCCCAUCGGUGGCCAGGACCCAUCACCUCCUAACGCCUCGAUCUCUUAUUCUUCCUCUGGACGUGGUGAUGAGAGCUCGCUUCUAGUCUUGAAGGCCACCAAGGUCCCUAAGGCGUCUCUCACAAACAUAGGCCCUGGUCCCAGUCAUAAUCUUGGCCCAGACGAGUCAAUAAUAAUAACUUGUUCGAGUGUAAGAGGGAAAUUCGAAGCUAGGCUGAUGCUCACGAAGAUGAAAGGCAAAGGUCUAGAUCCGAGCCUUGGCCGAUGUGAACCUCGGUCACUGGCUUCCAAACCUUUGCUUGAAUAUGGUUCCAAAUCCGAGAUUGCUUCCAGAAACUCCAACCCAAUCUCCUCCUCGACCACUCUCGGUGCUCAAGAUUGUUCUUCAAAUGGUGUGGUUUGUGCUGACAGACAAAGACUGUUCUCAGAUGCCAAUGAACCGUUGGCACAAGGUAGUCAGAAGAUCUCAGCAGCCAACUCAGGUGCUCCGGGUGGACAAAUUUCUCCCAAUGUGUCCGGGGGUUUGGGAACAUUGUCGGGGUCAGACUCUCCUGGGAAAAGCCAGCUUGCGUCAGAGAAAAACAUCAGUGUGCCACGCAGACCACGAAGAGUCUCACCCCCUCCUAACCGGCCAAGUCCAACAAGCGACGAGGAAUUUGUGGAGAUCUCCCUUGAGGAGACCUCGCCUCCAAAGAUGUCUCCCGAAAACAAGCGGACAUCCAGGUCGGGAAUGUCCCGAUCGCUCUCCGAGUUUUGGGCUAAGGUCAUCUUCAACUGCGGCCAAGAUCCUACCACGCCCAAGAAGGCAAGAGCUUCCAAGAAGGCCAGGACCGAGACAUUGAACGUUGGGGUCAAGACACAAGCCCUAGGGGGUCAAGAGGAACCGUGGUUUAAGAUUCCCACUUUACCCAAGAUCAGUCGGUUGGACUUACCUUGGGGAAAAGUUCUGUCCGAUCUCCUCUUCCAAGAGAUAUUUAGACUGAAUGAGACCUCAAAGGAUGAGGGUCAAGCUCCUGUUGAAGGAGAAGACUGGGACGGUCAGGGGGUGGUGGGUGUGAUGCGUCCCUCAAACAUCAGCAUGUCCCCGGAGAAGGUGGACGAGGCCCAUCCAGAAAUGGCGUUGGCUGUGCCGGGAAACGAAGGAUGGACUGGAUGGAGCUCCGCACUCCCCCUCCCCCCGUUCUAUUCCAGAGGCUCCUUCUCCGGACACGACGAGGAGGUCCAGCCGCCCACCUCUUCUCUCGUCGGGUUUUCGCACCGGAUCAGAUUCCCAGCCCAUCACCCACGUCACCAGAUUCCCGUGUGAAGUGAUUUGACCAGGACAGGUCCCGCCCGCCACCCAGGUACUCUAGAAACAGAUUAGUUCCAUAUAUUUAUCUGACCGAAGCCGAAGAAAAAAAAGAAUAUUAAUCCAAGUAAACAAAUUUGAUUUAAUGUAUUGGUGUCGCACGUUACAAAUACACGUUAUUGCCUUUGUGAA